Molecule: messenger RNA, 3499 nt
Organism: Hippoglossus stenolepis (Pacific halibut)
Lineage: Eukaryota; Metazoa; Chordata; Actinopteri; Pleuronectiformes; Pleuronectidae
Gene: rprd1b
Product: regulation of nuclear pre-mRNA domain containing 1B
Exons: 7
Coding region: 530-1519 (329 amino acids)
Biological process (GO): mRNA 3'-end processing
Cellular component (GO): RNA polymerase II, holoenzyme
Molecular function (GO): RNA polymerase II complex binding
Source: RefSeq, a predicted model, not a curated record
ACAUGUUGAGGUGAAAGUGCACGGCUGCCAUUUUUUCCCCCGUAGAAAUCUCCCAGAGUAGUUGGACGAGCGAAGACGAAGUGUGAGUUUCUCAGUGACUUUUGAACAGCGUGCUUGAGCCUGUGGACCCGCGGAGGACUCGCGGUGGAUGUGCUUUUACAGAAGCUCCGUCUCUCUGACCUCGGCUCGAAGCGCAGCCUCUACACGGGUCUGCAGAUGGCUGCUUAGCUCGGCGGGCUAACGUUAGCUGCGGCUGUAAACAAACACCAGAGACGGAGGAGACACUGCUGCCGCUAAAGCGCCGCACAGUCCGCAUCCCUGGUGCUAAAGUCCAGCCCGGGACAGAGCCAACACCGGGGGAGAGGAGCGGGCGGCAGGAGCCGGUUCAAAUGCGGCAUGCACGGAUGUUUUCCACACUACUUCAGUUUUGAUGACGGUGCGAGUUUCUCCUAAGCAGCUCGGAGCUCAGUGACUUCAGAGCGGGUCCGGGGGAAACACUUGAGGCACUAACACACUCCUGCACGGCGGCAUGUCGUCCUUCUCCGAGUCGGCCCUGGAGAAGAAGCUGACGGAGCUGAGCAGCUCGCAGCAGAGCGUCCAGACUCUGUCUCUGUGGAUCAUCCACCACCGCAAACACUCAGCCCUCAUCGUCAAAGUGUGGCACAGAGAGCUGAAGAAAGCUAAAAGUUCCAGGAAGCUGACUUUCCUGUAUCUGGCCAACGAUGUCAUCCAGAACAGCAAGAAAAAAGGACCAGAAUUCGCCAAAGACUAUGAGACCGUCCUCGUCGAUGCCUGCUCCCAUGUUGCCAGUGAAGCAGAUGUCGGCUGUAAAAAGCACAUGGAGCGACUGCUGAAUAUCUGGAAGGAGAGAGCCCUGUACAGAGCCGACUUCAUUCAGCAGCUCAAACUGGCCAUAGAAGACUCAAACAGCCCCAGGCCUUCAGAGGAGCAGAAGAAGCCUGUGAAAAGAAGCUACCAAAAGAUCCAUGAAGAAGAAGAUGACGAGGAUGACGACUACAGAAGCCACAACUCUCCCAGAAGCACAGAUGCCUCCGCAACUCUGCUGACAGAGGAGCUGGUGAAGGCCCUGCAGGACUUAGAGAAUGCUGCAUCAGGCGACGCAGCUGUUCGUCAGAAGAUCGCCUCGCUGCCACAGGAAGUCCAGGAUGUUUCACUGCUGGAGAAGAUCACUGACAAGGAGGCAGCAGACAAGCUGUCGAAGACGGUGGACGAAGCCUGUUUGCUACUGGCUGAGUACAACGGCCGACUGGCUGCAGAGCUAGAGGACCGCAGGCAGCUGGCACGCAUGCUGGCCGAAUACAUCGGCAGCCAGAAGGAGGCGCUCAUGGAGAGAGAGAAGAAACUAGAGGAAUACAAGCAGAAACUGGCGAGAGUGACCCAGGUGAGGAAAGAGCUUAAGUCCCACAUCCAGAGUCUCCCCGACCUCUCUCUCCUGCCCAAUGUGACUGGGGGUCUGGCCCCGCUCCCCUCGGCUGGAGACCUCUUCUCCACCGACUGAGGGGUCUUUGCCCAGAAGAACUACCCCCCCAAUGCUCCUCCCCACCUAAACCCAGCCCCAUGAUUGAUUCACAAAAAUACUGCAGCUAUGUCUCCCACCAGAGGACACAUGGUCACACCUCUCUCCGCAGAGUAGUCAGCCCACCUGCAUGACAAGAGGGAGAGAGGGACACAAGAGGGAAGGUUUGGUGAAAUCAAAAUGCUCUGCAGAGGAGAACAGAGACUCUGUCAUUCUUGAUUUUUCCCUUUCUUGCUCAACCAACAAGGAUUCCACCCCACCAGCUCGGAACAAGAUUGUUUCCUGUUUGUUUUUAUUUUUUUAAUGCUGGAGAUGUCACUGUUCUUGGAGGAGUGGAGGAGUAAAGAAGCAAAUCUUUCACAGACAUUAAUAUUGGUUUUCAGGGCGUGUCGAUCUGUGUCUUUCUGUGUGCUACAUUUGUAUUGAGUGAGCGAAGGUGGGCCAUUUGCUCUCCAGUUCUCAGAGUUUGUGACUACACUGUGAAUAGGAUGCAUCAUUAGUUUUAUUUUUUUGGGCUUUCAGUUAAUGGCUUUUUAUUGACACAUAGUCUGAUAGAUGGUUUGGAUGCGUAUGUACAAUUAGAGGAGAUACCAGAUUGGGUUCAGUGUAUGUUGGAUUUUGGAUAUUUCAUAAAUAGUCGUCAUUGACGGUUGCUGCAAAACCCACUUGUAUUAAUAACACCAUAUAGUCUGUGAUGAAAAAGGAUUUGUGGGACAGUCUUAUCAUCCUGACAAUAGAAGCUUUGGUUGUUUUGUCUUUCCUCAUUUAAAGACUAAAACUGCAAAUUCAAAGAACCCACUUGUUAUCACACUCUUUUUGGACAGAUGCGUGAGAAGGCUAAUUGUGUUCAUGUGUACUAGACAAGCUUUGAGUUUUGGGAAACAAAUUGUCGAAGUUUGAGGAAACAAUUCAGUUUGCUUUCUAAGAAACAUUGUUGGUUUUUUGUUUUUAUGUAAGCGUUUAUGAAAUGCUAAAAUUAAAAAAAAUAUCGGUAUCAUCUGAAAGAAAAACUAAAGAAAGGUGUCAAAUCAUGAGUUUUAGUGUGUGUUGGGUGGGAAAUAGGGAAAGAAAGAUCAAGAUAACUAGGUCAGAACAGGAAAAUUCAAAAAAACUAAACGAGUUACAUUCGAUUAUGUGAAAUUAACUUGAACCUUCAGCUUCAUACUCCAGUUUUUCAGAAAAUGAAAUUGCCACAAUAUGGUAAAAAUAUAAAGAAUAACUGAUUCAUAUUUCUUUGCCCCACCUGUGUAAAGAUGAAAUAUUUUACUAAAAAAUUAGCAGCCUCAGACUUCAGUCUUUUCUGAAAAUUUACAAACCACUGUAUAAACCCCUUAAUUUAUAUAUUAAGGUCAGGGAAGGAGACUUAUUCCCAAAGUAAUGUUCGGUACAGCAGGAUUUUCUGAACUGUGUCAAACCCAAAACUUUAGUUAUCAUUUGUUCAUCAUCUCGUAUCUGAUUUUCAGUUGUCUGUAUGCAGAAAGAAAGAAUCCUUUAUGGAGAAGUUUUGUGGUAGAACGUGAUGAGAUGUUUACCAAGACAAAGUCCUCAUUUUGUAAAGCUUUCAGGAGCCAUUCGCACCUUCUGCUGCUGCCGACAUGAGUGUUUUCUAAAGUUAAAGGCGUUUACAAAAACUAACUCACCUGCUGAUGCAACAAGCGUGGGGCGAGAAAUGCUGUUACAAAUCUUUUUCAGUCAACUUCCUGAUCGAUAUUUGAUACAACAUUUACAUCUUAAAUAACACAGCUAUUAAAGAUAAGAAGAAGAAGGGUUCUGUUUGCCAGGAAAGACUUCAGCAACAUUUUGACCCACUGUGCUUUACUGUUUAUGAGUCAGGUCUUUUCUUACUUUCUUGCUGCGUGAUAUCUGCAGCAUCGCACUGUACCACCAGGACUUUGCCCGUUAGUUUUCUGUAAUGAAAGUAAUUCGGUGGAUGCCAAUAAACUGGAACCAUUUGAACAAUUA